Bursaphelenchus okinawaensis is the source of this 574-nucleotide messenger RNA. NCBI's taxonomy places the organism in Eukaryota, Metazoa, Nematoda, Chromadorea, Rhabditida, Aphelenchoididae. The record is from the annotation of a GenBank genome assembly.
AUGACCGAGGUGGGGGAGGCGUACCGGCCCGAACUAAACGCCAACAACCACAAUGACAUAAAGAAGUUGAUUGGGCCCGCAGGCGACGUGGACAAGCCUCGGCAGUCGGUUCACUUCGAAUGGGAAGAUGGUGAGAAACCAGGUCGGAUUGGCUUUGUCCGAUCUUCGAACGCUUCACAGAAUUCCGGCCUCUUCUCACGACUAUCCAUCGCUGUGAGAAGGUCGCUGAGGUUGGGGCCGAAGCAACGGAGUACGGCGACGUUGGGGACGAAGGCUGCGAGGGCUAGCCAUUUUGAUGACAAACAGGUAGGCUUCCUAAUGGAUAAUUACUGUAACAAGAGCCUUGCUUAUAAGAAUCUUUAUAAUAUAUGUAAGGUCUAGUUAUUGUAUUAAUGUAUAUUUGAAUUUAAAAAUUACAUUUUGAAGUAAAAGUUUAAUUUUGAUGAUUUUACAGACAUUUACCAGCUACACCGACUUAAGGAAACAGCCAUGUGACAUUCCUUAUGGCAGUAUCGCUGAACUACAGUACAUGCUUCAAAUGAACAGGAAGCAACAGGUUAGUUUGAAUACUUAA